Messenger RNA from Cataglyphis hispanica, 6450 nucleotides. RefSeq lists its product as uncharacterized. The coding region runs from base 1113 to 3722 and encodes 869 amino acids. The record is from RefSeq and is a predicted model, not a curated record. Lineage: Eukaryota; Metazoa; Arthropoda; Insecta; Hymenoptera; Formicidae. The transcript is spliced from 12 exons.
UCGAGGGAGACGCGUCCGUCUUCCGUGUUACGUACACGCAUAGUAUCAGUCAUACGCACGUUGUGUCUCUCGCGCUCCUAGGAUUUCCAAGGCAGUUUCCGAUCUGUGGUGCCUAUUUUACAUACGUAUACACGCGCAGAGAGAAAGAAAAAGGAGAGUCUCGAUACUCUCGGAAACGACCUCGUGCACGCGGUACACGAGGCCUUCUCGGACGAAAACGGAACACGCGUUUGCCAACACACAACGUAAACGGAUAUUUAAACGUGUCGGCGGGGAGAGAGAGAAGGAUACACGGGGGAGGGAGGGAGAGAAAGCGAAGAAAAAGCUCUCUCUGGGCCGCCUCGCCGCCGGCUUUCCACGGCCACGAAUCGAUACCACGCGACCGUCGUCGUCGUCGUCGUCGUCGUCGUCGCUGCCGCCGCCGCCGCCGCCGCCGUCGCCGCGUCGGUUGUUCGCCUCUCUCUCCCUCUCGCGAACGCGUGGUCCUUUCUUCGCUCUUUUUGGCUUUCUUCCCCUUCGUUAGUUUCGGCCCCCGGGGGGAAAGCGGAAUCGCGCCGCGCUUCCUCCGCGAGGAGGAGUGCGGAAAAACGCGGCCACGACUAGGAUCGACGCGACCGGGUGUUGUACCGCCUGCUCGCGACGCCUCAAAGUGCGCGACCCAGCUCCGAAGCCCAUCCCCGGAGAGGGACGGUAACUGGUGAUGGUCUCCUGAAGUCUGUUCCGUAAAGCGAUCGGGAGUUGUUCUCUCAGGAGGAACGGUGAUUGCGUGCGACGAGGAUCGGCAGGACGAUCGGUCGGUGUGAACUUUUAUAAGUGGCGGUUCAGUGACACGUGACGCUGUCUGUUCUCUCGUCGCGUUUCUCUCUCUCUCUCUCUCUUGGUGUAUUCUGUGACGAACGGGGUUAACGCGGCAGGUGACAUACUGCGAAGAUUCUUCACCACCAUCACCAUCGUCGUAAAAUGUAGUAAAACCGGCCGUGGAAGAAAGUUACGUCCAAUCGAUCGAAUACAGGGUGCAAAUUGGUGCGUUGGGAAACAGGGAGGCUGUGAUGAGGGAAGUCGGCUAAGAAGAGCCCGUGUCGCGCAAGCGCCGGUAGAGGAGUAUAGGAAAGAUGCCGCUUUCCUUGAGAGUCUUAUUAAGCCCGCUGCUGCUUCUAAUCAUCGCAGGAAGCACCGGCGCCUUCAGCUCCCGGCAAGGAGAAUGCUCGUUUCCAGCGAGAUGGGAAGGCAAGUGGUUCCAAAGUGGCGUGAGGCAAUCAAUAGAGAUACUCAAGAACGAGUUAUCAACCAAGGGCAGGUGCUUGCACAACGAAGGCGACAAGUUUCUUCUAGUAGAUCAAAAAUCAUGCUAUCGCUGCGUCGUCAUUCACGAGAAGCACCCCAACGUUCUUCAGUACAAAGAGACUUAUUGCCACAGUAGAAAUUCUCUGGCGUCUCUCUGCUCGUAUAUUACGGGCGAUGCGUUGCUAUACUCUAUGUUUCGCGAGGAGGCAUCUCCCGUAGCGUGCCCUUUUCGCGGACCCAUGACCUUCUCGUACAAUCGAGGCCACGGUACGUGUUCGAAUCCGCCGAGCAACGUCGACACCUGUACAGAUGACAGCAGACUUCUCUUCAAAUACCAGGCCUGUCCCGAUGUAUCCGCUUCGGAGAGUGCAGUGGAGGAACUGGAAUGCCUGGCCACCUGGAAGGAGGGUAGCAGCCGUUACUUGGUCGGCCGCCUGCAUCACGGCCACGCGUCCAGCAACGAGGAUCGAUACCGAUGCUUCGUGUACGAGAAGGCCGGCCAGACGGUGCAGGGUAACUUGAACAGGGCCGCCAUGGGCAUGGGUGCCAUGGAUCAUGAGGUCGCUCUGCCGGGCGGACCGGUGCCCGAGGGCUCCGCCGAGGUAUACCGGGUGGCACAGAGCGGCGACGCCACGUGCAACGGUCUGUUCAGUCCCAUGGAGGGCUCCCGGACGAUGACGUUGAGGAAAGUCUCGUCUCCGGGUGAAUGUCGGUUCCCGAAUUGGCUGACCGGACACUCGAGCGGCGGACUGACUUGGCACACUCUAGACCUCGGCAGAUCUUACACGUUUCAUCCCCGAAACGCUUCCUUGCACGUCGCUCGACCGAACGCCACUUCGUCAAGCUUUGAGAGCGGCUCCAUGGAUUUACAAUACGUGCCCGGACCGGAGGAUCAGGACGUGAAAAUUCUCUGCAACAGCAUAAAGCAAUCGAACGGCGCGCAGACCAUGACGAUGACAAUGCUAGUAGCACACUUCACUGUCGGCUGUCGGAGCGGUUUUAUGUGCAUGACAUUCUACCGAAGAGACGGCCAUGUGAUCGAGCUGCAGACGGGAAGUGCAGUAUCUAGACCGGAAGAAGCAUGCAGCCCGCCCCAUUUUCUACAGCACAGUAUGCCCUUCCUCACCUUAGUCACGAGUUCUCCGGAACCACGCACCUGUCCGUAUUUGGGCAAGUUUACGGUGACAGAUGUGAAUAGAAAUCAACGGAAUACGCGCGAGAGCCGCAGGGGCCAACAUCAGCAAGAAUCCCUGCCCAUUCGUCACGACGGUGAAAAAGUACGACACGCUCAAGAGAGGAACGAGGACCGGCGGGGUCGCAAGUUGGAUUACGAGGUGGAGAAGAGACGGGCCAACAACGAGUAUUUUAUCCAUGAGAGAAUGGGCCGGCGGGCGCGUUCAAAUCGCGGCGGCAAUCGGAGUCACAAAGAUUAUAGUCUGGAGGAUAUCGCCACCUCGUCGAGGAGAUCCGCCGAGCUGGAGGAUACUUUCCGAGACUUGCGAGAGCGUGCCUUGCGCUCGAAAAUCAGAAGGUCAGGUGAUCACUCGGAGCAACAUAUCGCGGAGAGUUCGCGCUCCAAGAUAAGAAGAUUGCGCGCUGUCGGUCACUUCGAGGAACACUCUUCGCAAGAGAAUGAAUACGCGAAGGUCAACAACGAAGGUGAAGAAAUCGUGGACGAGAUAAAUUCGAAAGAUAAGAUGAAUAGAUCGAGAAGAUAUCCGAUAGAAGAUUUCCGGCCGGACGAUGCGGAUACGAUUAGACGGUUCUGGGUCGUGGAAGACGCCUGGAGUUCUAGCUCGCUUCAGGUGCAGGACGAUUAUUUCGGGGAUUAUCUAGAGGCCGAAAACCCGCCGCGAAAAAGAUCCGCGUCGGACAGUUCAGCCGACAAAGGUUAUAUGACCUACAAGGAUCUCGCAAGGAUGAAGAGGGAGCUUGAGGAACGCGAGAGGGACGAGAACGUUCCGGAAAGAAGGGAGAAGAGGAACGAAGAUGACUCGAGGUGUAACUCCGAGGUGACGACCUUAACCGUGGGCUGCUCCACAGCGGACAGGAUGGAGUUUCAAAGUGACUGCGUCGACGACGACGCUAUCACCGCCUACUCUUGCCACGGUAGAUGGUUCGACGCCGAGGGCACGCAGUUCGUGAUCGCCACCCCGUUGGCGCGCAGAACAGCGUGGUCGAACAGCGAGGGCAACAAUAGAGCGCAGCCCUACAGAAACAGCCGUAGAUUGUGCUUCAUGUACAAAGAGAGCGGUGGAGUUGUCAGUUUGACUGCCAGUCCCAUAGCGUGUCAGAGGGGCAUCCCGCCGCCCGCGCCGAUGUUGGCCUUCAACGCUACCAGCACCGGUCAAUGCAUGGAAACGAAUGGCGGGCGGAUCGGCCGAUCGACGUACCUGACGAUCGUUCUGCUGAUGACGACUGCCGCGAUAUUCAGGUGAUUCUAAUCGAAAGCGCGACAAUUAAUUCAAAUCAGUUAAAAAUCGACAGUGGUAUCGAACACUCAGUGAUAAGAGUUGUAAGAGAUAUUCGCGAUAUAGUGAUCGGCCAUGACGCGACGCGACGCGAUCGAUUGAUCGAACGCCUAGGUCAAUCUAUGAGAAAAAGAACAAAGAGUGCGAUUUUAAACCGUGAAUGAGAAAGGUACGGAAGAGGAAGAAGCCAUUGACGGUUCAUAGAAUCGUGCUCGAGCUCCUGUUAGUUUUUAGCUGUCGGGAGAAACUCGCGUUCGAAGUGACAUUCUCGCAUCGUCGAUGAUAACGAAACGGGUAAGCGGUGAUGGAAAAAGAAGGAUACGAUGGAUCAUCUCGUGAAGAGUCGACGAAAGAGAUCCCAAGAAAUUAGUGGAAAUUAAUUGAAUUUCCAACGGACUUGGUGCGCGAUCGAAGAAAAAAAAGCUCGAGCGCGAGUUUUCCUUGGCGAGUAGAUUUUUUUACCGGAUGUAGCGCGUAGGCACUAAGAUUGGGCGAAGAAAUUAACGAAAUUAUUAAGCAAUUUUUAUGGUAAGACCAUAUCACAAGAUCGAUAUCGCGAUGCAGAUCUCGAUCGAGAUAUAAAGGACUUUAUAGAAUCGAUCGUUGUGAAGUUCUGUCGUUUCUAACCGGUGAAACAAUACGAUUGAAUUACUUUUUAAAACAAAGAAAGAGGGAGGACUGCACAUAUGAAAAGACUAUACCCUCGACAAGAGCAAAAAAAGCGGAAGAGCACCUAUGCGGUGCUGCUCUUCUUCUUCGCCGGACGAACGCUCAUUUCUUUGCUCAUCUUCGGGCAUGUACCCUUUCAAUAAAUACCGACUAAUUGACGAUACGCGUAAUAAUUAUAUAAGUUACAUGUAAUAUUCGCGGCGAGCGUCACGCUAUCAUCUUUCGAUGGAUCGAGUGGACUUUUGCAUGUCCUCACGAAAUCUCGCCGCCAAGGAUGAAGGAAAACUGAUGAUCGGUGAGUCGCUGGUCCUUCCUUCGGCAAGGACGAAUCAACUGAGAGUAAUAAUUGAAAGUGAUAAAUGAGAAUGAGAAUAAUGACUCUUGAAAUAUCGGCACAAUGGAAACUCCUUUAACCGAUAAGAACAAAUGUGUAAUAUUAUUUCAUCGAACCGAGAGUUUUAUAUGGAGACUCGAGAGAUUGUUAAACGAGAUAAAACUCCAUUUCUGAAUGUUAUUUGAUAUUCUUCCUCGGGGAGAUGGACUCACGGCUCACCACAUUUUUCGUUAUUCAUCCGUCGAGAGGAGUCGCCGAGAAAUUGCUCGCUGCGACGCGUCUCUUCGCGUGAUAGGCGGACGGGCGAUCUGUAUUUUCAUCUCAUUAGCAUCUCGUUAGGCGAUGCAAAUGCAAAUGAUCCGCCUAUAAUUUUAAGUUUUAUAUCCGCCGAGAAUAAAGAUCGCGUGCAAUAUCUUUAACUGUUAAAUGCACAGUGUGAUCGAUGCGAAUUUCUUUGUCUCUUAAAAGCAUUAGCUUAAUCGUGUGAUGGGAUGCGCGAGGGUGACAUUUCUUCGGCGAUCCAUGUGACGUAAACAUUAAUGUUAAGCAAUAAGCAAUAAAGAUACACAUAUAUACAAAGAUAUACACACACGCAGACACAUAUAUGCGACAGCAGCACGCUCGAGAAAAUGGUGAUAACGAGGAAGAUGUGUUUAGAGAAGCGUGAAGGAGUUAAUUCGAAGCAGGAACUCGGUUAAUUAGUUCCAGAUUUUCGCGAUUAAUAACGAUUAAUAACGACAGAUAAAGGCCGGACGUGACGAAGAUAGGACGCUACGAUAUUAUUGUAACUAAUACAGAGUCUAUAUUAUAUUAUUGUACAACCAUCUUUGUAAUAAUUAAGCCGUAAUCGCGCGUGAGUGACAAGAUAUGUAGGAAGAAAGACAUACAAAGAAGAAGUUAGGGACAUCAGAGAGAGAGAGAGAGAGAGAGAGAGAGAGAGAGAGCGUGAGUGAGAAGUAAAGUGUAUACAUGUACGAAAGGAAAAGGAAAAAGAGAACGAGUGAAUGAGAGUGAGAAUGAGAGAGAAAGAGAGAAGAGAGGGGGUGUGAAAAAAAAAAGAGCGAACCAUAGGAAAAAGCCAAUCGCUAUUUUAGCACUUUUUCAAUCACGUUGUACGUAGUUUCUACGCCACUUACAACUACUUCCGUCGGAUUUGAUUUAAUCAACCAGCGAGAUCGUCGGCGAGAUCGAUUCUUGAGAAGCGAAAUCUAACGAAUACAGCGAAGGGAGUAUCUGUCAUCGCAUCAAUCACGUGUCAUUAGUUUGUAUCCACUUUUAAUUAUCUCUCCUUUUUCCUAUUUCGAUUUCUCUCGUUUUGAAAUUCUCUCGUAAUGCUGUAAUAACAUUGAUAGAAACUUUUAUCGCGAUACGUUAUUCGCGUUAUCUCUCAGCCAAUUGUCAGGAUCAACAUUUAAUAUGUUAUUUUACGCUUACUCAAGAAUCCUCUCAGACAACGCGCUUCAUCGGGCAACACCAUCUCCGUUUCAGGGUUCUCAGAAGAGAAGGAUCGAUCUACUUUCGUUAAUAGGUAUCUCCCGGUGAUGCACCGUGAGGAUUAUUACCGUCAGCGCGCACGGUAAAACGAGAGUGACGCGAGUGACAUUUUUCACCGACAGGUAAGACUUAGGCUAUUUAGGACACUUAGCGGUAAUCACAUUAGGAGCCAUACUGUACCUAUGAGCGCAGCGUACA